This is a messenger RNA of Acanthaster planci (crown-of-thorns starfish), 3871 nucleotides long. RefSeq lists its product as uncharacterized. The record is from RefSeq and is a predicted model, not a curated record. NCBI's taxonomy places the organism in Eukaryota, Metazoa, Echinodermata, Asteroidea, Valvatida, Acanthasteridae.
AGCACGUCAUACAAUGACCCACCAAACGUUUUGGUAGCCAAUUCGAUACGACAAGGGAUGAUGUUACGUUGAAGCACUCACCAUCUAGAAUGUUUCCCAGCCUUGCUGGGUUUCAUCCGGACCACACCUACAGUGAAGUGGCUGGAGGCCGUCAAUGCUGAAUGCUAAAGAUGCUGAACAACGAUGUCGCUUUGAGCUGCGUCACGCAACGGAUCAAAUCAUUGGAUCACCGAGAGCCACGUGCGAUCGCAGCAGUCUUGCAUUUGUAAACAUUGCAGCUCGCUCGCGAUCAUGCGCAGUGCGCCACCAGAUCAGGAACACGAACAUCAAUCCUGCUGACCAGCAAGCCGCGUGCGCUACUCAUCACGCGGACGACUUCGAGGCCUGAAUGGUUCUCAUUAUUUUCCCAAUUCACGUGUGUUUCACCCUCGUGGAGACUACCCUCGGGCAGAUAACUACAGUUUCGACAAGAUUGAGAGUCUCGGUGUGGUUGUCAUGUUUUCUUUUCCUGUCGUGAAGUGGAUUGGUUUUCGACUUUAACGCGUCUCAAACUCUGCACGUUGAGGCAACUCCAUAAAGACUCGGCUUACGUGAAUACGUGCCAUACCACUCGUGCUGUAGGCAAGCAAGUCUACUGCGCACAGGUGAAUAUCACCAUGGCCUGACGAAACAACUCAUGACCAGGUAAUUGCCAUUUCGAUUCACUCCAUGUCUUGCUCGUUUGAUUUUCUGGAAAAUGAACAGUCAGUAAUGGUCUAUUACUUAAAUCUGCGACGGAUGGGCCUAGAGGAUUGAAUAUCUUAAUGAGUCAGUCUUCUGUGAUCGACCCGGAGGUCAAUGCUUGCAUAGGGCUGGGGACGUAAUACGUGCAUAACGGGGAUGUGGACACCAUCACCUGUGACUUCUACAAAUCAGAAUGAUCCGGAAUCGCAACCAUCAACAUCUCAGGAACCAGUGGCCACAGCCCAUACAAUGUUAUCAUCUACCGAGGGUAUCGACACCCUCCAGCCGACCCCAACAACUCCUAGUGUCGACCCCGAGUCCCAGUUCGACGAACACUGGACCGGCACGACGACUCCUUACAUGGCGACCGACGCUGUUGAAGACACGUCCAACUUUCCAGCCUCGACGACGUUGUACAGAUCGCGAGCAGACGACAUAUUUACCAGCCAGCAGGAAUUUGGACGGAGCUCCGUCAUCGCAUCGUCCGUCGUCACGGCAACUGUUUCUGAGAUCAUAACCGAAAAGGAAGCUUCCACCACAACAGCAGGAUAUUUUACACCUUACGAACAAUUUAAAUUAGGCCUCAUUGUGACGCUGUCGAUUGUCAUCGGUUGUUUUGCCAUCACAGCGAUUUCACUCCGCAUCAGGAGCAGAAUAAAGAAGAGGCGACAGGAACUCGAGUUAACGAGAAAAAGAAGGAAGAAUGUGGCUGGCAACACCAACACCAAGCCAGCGGUGAAGAGAGUCACCAUCCAGAUGGGCAGGGACUCCAGCUCCAGCACCAAGAGGAGCAACAAGCGACCCCGGAGAGGUCACAGUCCCUCCUUGCAAUCCAGGGCCAAGAUACCGGAGGUUCACAGUGGGGGUGGUAUGGACCGCAGUCGAACUUUGGACGCCCUUCUGGAUGCAGGGACCUACGCCCCUAGUACCCCACUCCCUCUACAGCUGACACGAAAUCGCACCAGGAGCGACGUCUCGUCCAGGACCGGUCUUGUCAUGGGAAGCAAGUCUUAUGACGUAAGUGAGCAUGCCUACGAUAACCCUGCAAUCUCUUCGGCCGAGGAGAUGACAACUGAGGUGUCUGUGCUCAGCGAAGACACCUGUCCGCCCUUGCAGAUGAAAAUUGAUGCGGAUGUUCAUUGCAGUCACACUGAUGCCUUGACGCAGAAUGCGUCCGAUUCAGAAGAUGGUUCUGUGGAGAAGGGCAACUUCAUCGAGGGCUCUGAGACGGAAAGCCUCGGUGACGCCAGAAAACGAUUCAAAUUCAAUCACUACUUCGGGAUGCGGUCCAACCAGCGGAAUGAUUCCAAGGAUUCUGGGUACGUUGAGAGCUUCAUCUCUCAGGACAGCUUGCGUCUCAGGGCCAUGGCGUCCCUAGAAGAAGGAAGGGCCUUAUCAGAGGGGUUGAGCUUCGCUGCUGGGCAAGAGAGAAUAUUACCCAGGCUUGCUAACAUUGAACCGUCCUUCUUCAUGGCAAGUGUUGACGAGACAUCGAACCUCAACUUGAACAGAUCUAGCUCCAUAAAGUCUGAGAACGAUGGAAGAGCUCACCCCAAAGCCUACCAAGGCGGCAAUGUUAUGACAAUGAGACAGUCCCGAUACAGUGUUCCAUCAUUUCCAACCCAGUACCCACAAUGCUAUCCACGGAGCAAGCAGGUGAACCCAAGUCUGUACCAUGAGCUCUACGGUGCCCCGUAUCUACCUUUCAAAGCCACCAUGCAGAGAUACCCAAGCAGUGAAAGCAGUGCAUACGAUUACCCUUCUAACCAAAGCGACUAUGGCCUGACGUCGCUAAGGAGCAGCACCGCCAACCGCGUCCUGCCGAAGAGCCUGAGCUACGAAACCACGGUGUUCAGAAGCCGGGACUUCGUCUCGCCCCAGCACAAACCCAGGACUCAAGACUACGCUCACCAGAAACGUAUCAAACGCUUCGUGAAGCGCCGGAGCUUGGGCACACAAACCGGCGACAGCGAUGACUUGAAGACAAAUGUGCAGCCAAUAGUGCAGUGGGAUUUUGACGGCACGGGGAACCUUGUUGCCAAGCCUCGAGAAAACAUAGGGGUCGACUUCAUUGGGCCAAUAUACAUGGCCGAGGAACUUGAAGAAAUGGGUGUACCCAAGGCACAGUUAUAAGUAUGAAGAUUUGGUCGAGUCCAACCAAACCUACACUGCUUCUAAAAUGCCUGUAUAAUCCGAGGUAUGUAUAUUGCCUGGUUUUGAUUUUCCUUUCGAGUUUGGUUUCAUUUUGGAUUAAACCGAGUUCCCACGAGACCCAAGGAAGACAUUUCACCCAGAAAGCAGGGAUAUGAAUCUAAAAUCCUGCUUGGCAAUUCUACGCCAGUGUUCUUCGUUCGUUUUGGAGAUGUACGCAAGUCGGAGUGUUUAUGACUCCAUCGCUUUACCACAAAACCAAUCUCAGACCAAUUUUAUGUCAACACUUCCAUUCCGGCCCAAAUCAGUUGCUGUGAAAUGGUCUUUCCACAUAAAAGGGACAGGAAAUAAGUGAGAGUCAGAAAUCUUACAUGGCGAGUUUUCUUCAAGAGCAAAAGAAAGCAGGUGUGAAAUUACCAUCUUUAGAUAUCUGCAACUUUGCACAAGAAUUACAAAAACAGGCAGUUGACGGGAAGCUUAAAUGUUCUUCAAGUCGCCUUUAUAAAAUUGGUCUUCGAUUUACAGUAAUCCAGAAUUCGUCUAACCAAAUCAACAUUUUGUUAACGAUGUUGAUGUGUAUUUCCCAUAUUAAUGUUGUCAUAUUUAGAAAGUUGUCUUUCUUUUUUCAAAUUUUCAGAUUAAUUUUCUUUUCAUGGGGAAGUUUCCCCAAAUAACCCAUUUUUAGUUUGACUAAUAAGUACUAAGCAUAUGUGUUACUAAUUCUGUCCACAAUGCGCCAACAUUCUGUUUAAACAAGUCUGUCUAAAGAUUUCGGUAAAAAGAUGUCACAGCUCUGUCGCUUUCAAAAAAACAUUGAUUUUCAGGAGUCAUUUUCAAAGUAGGGAACUAACAUUUUAAUCACAGUCAUAGAAAUAUGACAAUACGCUUUAAACUCGGUUGCCUGUUAAUGAAAAGUGAAAGUGCCUCGUGUUAAUUUUACUCAUAAUGUUCACUGUGCAAUGAAAAAUGUAACACCGUGUGUACUGCUUAUCACAUU